UUUAUUUUGCUCAUCAUCCAUCAUGUUAUGUGCAGCCUAGUGUUAAGCUCACAUCAGCUGGAGGUGAAUGAACAGCCCCUGCGCCAUCAUUGGCUGAGAAACUUACACGUUACUGGACAGAACAAACCGCCACUGUGAUUCCAUUCUCCUCCUAUUCAUUAGAAGCUCCGUGGUUGUGGUACAACUACUCAGACCUUUAUCGAUCGGCCGGCUGCUUGGCUUCUCCAACAUGAACCAAAGUGCGGGAGCAGCCCACCACAGUCGCAGGUACUCCAGUGAUGACAAGCUGGCCUGGGAACGCCUUGGAGGUGGCCGGGGACCGGGAAGUCUGCGCUUCCCUACUGAGACUGCUGCCCCCGCGACCCGGAACCGGAUAAGCGGAGGAAAAUGGAUGGAUGGAUGGAUGGAUGGAUGGCUAUUGAACGAUCAGUUCUCAGGUUUUGGAAAGGAUAUCGGGCAAAUUGGACCAGACAGGAAUUGGAAAGGUAUCGCUAUCUCCCUCCUUGUUAUCAUGGUGGUGCUUUCGCUCAUUGGACUGUCAAUUGUUCUGCUAUCAAAAGAUAAUUACGGGCAAUUUUCCGGCUCACACUUGACCCUGGAUGACAUCUUCCAUAGGAACUUCCAAAUACAUGAUCCUCAGGCAAAGUGGCUCAGUGAGAAAGACGUUAUCUUCUACAGCUGGGAUAGAGACUUAUUGAAAAUCAACACAGAGACCAACAAGACAGAGCUCUUGCUGAAAAACACAACUUUUUCCACCUUUAAAGCCUCAAAGUUUGCGGUUUCUCCAGAUCUGAACUUCGUUCUUCUGGGAUAUGAUGUCAGACAGGUUUUCCGCCACUCUUUCUUAGCAUCAUACCUCAUCUUCAACCUAAACACAAGGGAAGUGCUGGAGCUAAAUCCCCCAGAAGUAUCAGAUUCAGUCCUCCAGUUUGCUUCAUGGGGUGUUGGUGGUCAGCAGUUGAUAUACAUUUUUGAAAACAACAUUUACUACCAAGCAGACGUUCAGAGCAGCUCAUGGAGACUCACAUCUUCCGGAGAGGACGGGGUUAUCUUUAACGGCAUUGCAGAUUGGCUUUAUGAAGAAGAGGUUUUGCACACUCAGGUAGCCCACUGGUGGUCACCUGAUGGCUCAAGACUUGCUUACCUCACCAUCAAUGACUCCCUGGUCCCAAAGAUGCUACUGCCUUGUUACAUGGGCUCGCUUUACCCCAGGAGUAAAGAGUAUGCGUACCCUAAAAUGGGUCAGAUUAAUCCCAUUGCAAAGCUUUAUGUGGUCAAUCUCGACGGCAGCUCCCAAACAACUGAACUGUUACCUCCCGAGAGUCUGGAGAAGAGUGAAUACUACAUCACUAUGGUGAAAUGGGUGACCGUGGAGAAGCUUGCUGUGCGCUGGGUUAAUCGGGCGCAAAACAUGUCGAUUCUUUCACUCUGUGACGUACUCAACAAUACGUGCAUGAAGAGACAUGUGAUGACAUCGGACAAGUGGCUCGAUCGCCAGAAUGAAGAGCCAUUCUUUUCAAAGGACGACACCGUAUUCUUCAUGACACUGCCGUUAAACCAGGGAAGUUGUGGAACCUUCCACCACGUGACCAUGAUCUCCAUACAAGGACAGGAUGUCAAACUACUCCCCUUAACUUCAGGAUGCUGGGAUGUCACUCAAAUUCUGGCGUAUGAUGAGAACACUACGACAGUCUUUUUCCUAAGUAAAGAGGACAGUACAACGCAGCAACAGAUGUACAGUAUCUCGACUGUGGAGCCAUUUUAUAAACAAUGCCACACGUGCUCCCUCUUCAAGCCACAGUGCUCAUACUACGAUGCUGAGUUCAAUACAAACUAUCAGCAUGUUCUUCUACAUUGUCGAGGCCCUGGAAUACCGCAAACUACUCUGCACAGAUUAAUCAAUAUGAAGGAGCACAAGACACUGGAGAUGAACGCCGUACUACAACACUCGCUGAGCAACAAGAAAAUGCCUCAAUGGGAAAAAAGAACCGUGCAAAUCAACAAUUUUGGGCUGUGUAUGGAGUUAAUUGUUCCGCUGGAUUUUGAUGAAACAUACAAACAUCCUCUUCUGCUGAUACUUGACAGUUCCCCUGGUGGUCAGGCUGUGAGUGACCGUUUCAGCCUCAGUUGGGAUUCGGUGCUGGUCAGUUCAGACGAUGUCAUUGUGGCUCGUCUGGAUGGGCGGGGCAGCGGCUUCCAGGGUCAGAGGGUUCUUCAUGAGGUCCACCAGCGAAUUGGCACUGUGGAUGUUGAUGACCAGAUCUCAAUUAUAAAACAUCUCAUCAUGCUUCCUUAUAUUGAUGAGAACAGAGUUGGAGUUUAUGGAAAGGCAUACGGAGGUUUUCUCACAUCAAUCCUGCUGCUAUCCUACAACUCAAUAUUUAGCUGUGGCAUAGCAGUAGCUCCUAUAACAAACUGGAAGCUACAUGGGUCUGCCCUUUCUGAGAAAUAUUUUGGAUUUCCCGAGCAAGAAAAUCGCAAGUGUGAGGUUUCCAGCCUACUCCGUAACAUCAGUGGACCGGGUCCAUUGAAAUUCCUUAUCAUCCAUGGCACAGCAGAUGCUACUGUUCAUUUCCAACAUUCUGCUGAGUUGAUUCGCCACCUGUCUGCAUCCAAUCAGAACUACACUCUCCAGAUUUUCCCAGAUGAAGGACACGUUAUUGCAUCCGUCAAGAGCCAGCGUUACAUGUUGAACUCAGUGGUCGCAUUUUUUAAGGAUUGCUUUGAGGAGGAGAUUUCCGACCAACAGACAUCUAAAGAUGACGACUGAAGAUGAGAUGGAGAACAUCCUGCAGUGAGACUGUCUUCCAUGACUCUAGCACCCGGUUGCAUGAACCAGCGUGGAGAUAUUGGACCUUUGCUUUCCUGAAGGGCUGACCUACCGAGGCAACCGUGAGAGAACAUGUAUGCAGACACAUCAGUAUUCCUCUCUUGAUAAGUUAAAAAUUAACAAUUGACAAAGGGACUAUAUAAUGUUAAAAUCGAAUUCUCUCAUGCUUGACCAUGCUCUAUUAUUAGUCAUAUUGAAUACAAGUAAUAUGUAGUAUUGGUACACAAAACAUUGAUGAUACUUUACCUUACGUUACAUUACAUUAUCUGUGCUGGACAGGCUCACUUUUACCACUACCAAUUCAUUCAU
This is a messenger RNA of Doryrhamphus excisus (bluestripe pipefish), 3139 nucleotides long. NCBI's taxonomy places the organism in Eukaryota, Metazoa, Chordata, Actinopteri, Syngnathiformes, Syngnathidae. The record is from RefSeq and is a predicted model, not a curated record.